AUGAAUUCAAGUAGUAGUAAUAAUAAUAAUAAUACUAAUAAUAGUAAACCUCGGCAGAACUCUCCUGAUACUUAUACAUCAAUGCCUCGUAUUUCAACUAAUCGAAAUACAUCUGUAUAUUCUUCUUCUUCUUCUUCAAGUAAUAAACAACUUAGUAAUAGUAAUAAUAUGACUAAUACUAAAACAUCACCAGCUGAUAUAAAUUCCACUUGUGAUGAGCAUAAUAAUAAUUCUAGUAUAAAUACUAUUCCUACUUCUAUCACAACUAUUUCAACAUUAAACCUUCAUAGUCAUCAUCCAUAUCAUCCUGCCAAUGUGUCGUCAACAACAACUUUGUCAUCUUCAGCAUCGUCUAUUUCCACUGCCUCCUUAUCCACUUCGUCUAUUGAUCCCGGUUUAGUAACGAUGUCUAAUUUAAAUACAACAUGUAUUGGUACAGAUCAGUCAACAGUAACAACACCAGCAUUGUUGACAAAUGAAUCAUCUAAUUCAUUAUCGUCAAGAUCAUGUGAUUCAACAACAUCUAAUCUUAUUGUAAAUUCUCCUAAUCGUUCAGUAACGACAACAAAUAAUAACAACAAUACUAAUAAUAAUAAUGUUAGCAGUAGUAAUAGUACAACAAAACGCAAAAAUAGUCCAACAACUACUGAAGAUGAUUUAACUACUGCCAAUACAAAUAAUAGUAACAAUAAUAACAAUAUACAAUCAUACUAUUCCACAACAUAUCCAAAUACAUCAACAAUAGCUGGAUCUAAUAGUUUGAUGCAUAGUGGAAUUUCUAUCGCAACCGGUGGAAUAAACAAUAACACCAAUACUAUGAAUAAUAAUAAUUCCCAUCGUUUAUCUUCAAAUAAUCCUGUUACUGGUGGAACACAUUCCCAUUUAAACUAUUCUGAUAUUAACUCAAGACAUGUUGGCAAUAAUAUGUCACAGUCGAAUUUGUCUAAUUCAACAGCGUCAGUGACAGCUUCCACUGGAUCAGCAAGUAUACCAGGUGGAGCCAAUUCAGGAUCUUUAAAUAAUGCUGUAAAUACUGGACAUGGUAUGAACAAUGCUGAAACAACUAUUCAUAAAGCAAGAUCAGCUUUAUAUGAACAUCCAUUAUUUCCAUUAUUGGCAUUGAUCUUUGAGAAAUGUGAAUUAGCCACAUGUACACCACGAGAUCCAAUGUCAGCUGCUGCUGCUUCAGCUUCCGGUAAUACAAACACAGGUAAUAUGGAAGUAUGGUCAUCUGAAUCAUUUAAUGAAGAUAUUAUUGUAUUUGCGAAAGAAUUAGUUAAUUCCAAAAAACUAUUCGCACUGAUAAUCCAAGCUAUUCAAGUUCUCCGAUUUCAUCUUCUUGAAAUAGAAAAAGUUCAUGAACUCUGUGAUAACUUCUGUUCUCGUUAUAUAACAUGUUUACGCGGUAAAAUGCCGAUUGAUUUAGUAAUUGAAGAUAGAGAUUCUGCUGGAUCAACUGGUUCAGGCAAUAGUCCACAACCUGUUAAUUGUUCAAUGAAUCAAUCAAUAAUUAAUUCAAAUACAUCGUUAGGGUUACAACAUGGAAAUCUUCCCAGUGGUCAUUCUACAACAACAACACCAACAACGAAUCUGUUUAAUAAUUUAAUUGAUGAUUCAAAUGGAGGAUUGAAUAUGCAACAUAAUUUAUCUCAUCCAAAUAUUGGAAAUUUUGCAAAUAAUAAUAAUAAUCAUCAGCAUCAUUCAGGAUUUCAUGGGGAUCCAGCAGCUGCCUACGCGGCAGUUGCUGCCGCUGCAGCAGCAUCGUCUGUAACACAAAUGGGUGGAUUAUUAGGAUUAGGCGGUAUGUAUCCAUGUUCGAAUUUACCUGCUGGAUCCAGUAAUGCAUUCCAUUCAAUGUUUGGAGGUGGUGGUAGUGGUGGUGAUCCACGAUAUAAUCCUAAUCCGCAUAAUUCCCCAAUGUCUGGUUUUUCAGACUCUUCAAGUUAUUACGCACAACAACAACAAUUACAUCAUAAUCACCAUCAACAGCAACUCCAUCCACAUCAUGGUGGUAAUGAACUUAGACCACCACAUCUUGGUUCACCUUAUACAAAUCAUCCAUCUGGGUUAUCAGGUGGGCAUGGUGGAACAAAUUUAACAGGAUUUGGUCAACAUCAAUUAUCUGCAGAUGCAUUAUCAUCAUCUUCAUCAUCUGGAAUGGUCGGACGAUCAAAAAAUUCUUCCCCUUUACUUGGAAGUGUUGGAAGUCGGCGGUCACCGGAUGCAGAUGAUCGGACUAGUCCUAAUGGCGGUGGAAAUACAUGUCACCGUAAUGGAGCAUCUGGGUGUGGAAACUCCAACAAUCGUGGUAGUGGUGGUGGUGGAGGUUGUGAUGGAAAUGGAGGAGGUGGUGGGGAUGGGAGCGGCGGCGGCGGUGGUGGUGGUGGUGACCGUGGACGGUCAUCUGACAAUUCUGGUGGGGGUGGACGUACUGCUUCUGGUACAACAAUUUCCAACACUCAACAUAUUGCUGAUCAUAGCUUGGUUCGCCAAACUCAUAAUCAUCAUCCACAUUCACUCAAUCACAUGUCACAAAAUUUAUCUCAGUCCAAUACACCAAUGUCUCGUAGUCAUGGUAAUGCCAGUCAAGAUAUGAACAGUGAAGCGGGUGAUGGAAUUGAUAACUCAAUUGGAUCGGGGGAAAAUUUUGAUGAAUUUGAUUUAGAAGAAAAAUCAAUAAAACGUCAGAAAAAACGUGGUAUUUUCCCUAAAGCUGCUACAAAUAUUAUGCGAGCUUGGCUAUUUCAACAUCUAUCACAUCCUUAUCCAUCGGAAGAACAAAAAAAGCAAUUAGCUACAGAUACUGGUUUAACAAUUCUACAAGUAAAUAACUGGUUUAUUAAUGCUCGACGACGUAUUGUUCAACCAAUGAUUGAUCAAUCAAAUCGAGCCGGACCACAUGGCUAUCCCCCCGAUGCUGCUGGAUGUUUACCUUAUAUGGAUAAUCAACAUUUUGCUGCUUAUGGUCGUCCAGGCUUUCACCCAUCAUCUCUUCGUCCUGAAGAGUUCUAUGCGGCAGCUGCAGCCGCUGCAGUUGGAAACAACGCGUCAGCUGGUGAUCUAGACGGUCAUUUAAAUUCUGGACGUCCCAAUCUUCCCGGUGGGGGAGGAUAUAUGUCAAAUUAUUUAGGCGGUGGUAGUCUACCAGACUCGGAUUUCCCAAAUCCAAAUAACUAUCAGCGUGGUGGUGGUGGGUUAUUCCCUAAUUCUGGAAAUGGUGUUGGGGGUGGAGGUGCUUAUCCACCAAUAUUAGGUGGUCAUCUUCCCUAUGGUCCUUAUUCUACUCCUUCACCAACUCCAUCGUCGAACACUCCUAAUCAUAUGUCUGGAAGACAUUCUAAUCAAUUCCCUGGACAGUUUGGUUUGUUUCAAAAUUCCCAUAAUAGUAACAACAUUUCGGACAAUAAUAAUAAUUAUAAUUAUACAGCAAAUGAGUCAAAAAUGCGUACGGCUGCUGAUGUGGAUAGUGUGCAAAAGGCAACUUUAGCUGUUGCUCAGUACGCGGCAGCACUCGCCUUACAGCAACAACAACAACAAAGUUUGAAACGUAAUUAUUCUGCAACUAAUACAACUACUGCCACUACUACUAACAGUAAUCAUAAUCCUAAUUUAAGUAAUAAUUCUACAUUGUCUCUAUCCACUACAGGUUAUAAUUCACCUAAUUAUAGAGGAAUGAGUAACGGUCAUUCUAUGUCAUCUGGUCAUCCGACACCAUUAUCUCCAACACAUAAUGAUAAUUCGGUUUUUAAUGGACCUAAUAAUGUGAUGAAUAACAUUCCAUCUGCACAUUUACAACAUUCAAUAAAUAAUCCUACUGCUGGUUCACCAACAUCAUCAUCAUCCUCACCAUCAUCAUUCCCAGUGUUGAAUAGACAUACAAAUUUAAAUUUAUCAAAUUAUAAUCAUCAUACAAAUCAUGUAACUGGUCAUCAUCAUCACUCACAUCAUCAUCAUAGUAGUGGUGGGUUCUUACCUUCCGUUGGUGGACAAGACACAAUACCCCAACCAUCAUUGCAAGAUAUCCAUGCAGGUUAA
Schistosoma mattheei is the source of this 4035-nucleotide messenger RNA. The record is from the annotation of a GenBank genome assembly. Lineage: Eukaryota; Metazoa; Platyhelminthes; Trematoda; Strigeidida; Schistosomatidae.